This is a messenger RNA of Candida dubliniensis CD36, 1506 nucleotides long. Its product is annotated as TFIIH/NER complex subunit. The transcript has a single exon. The record is from RefSeq and is a predicted model, not a curated record. Gene Ontology annotation, molecular function: zinc ion binding. Gene Ontology annotation, biological process: nucleotide-excision repair; DNA-templated transcription; regulation of transcription by RNA polymerase II. Lineage: Eukaryota; Fungi; Ascomycota; Pichiomycetes; Serinales; Debaryomycetaceae. The coding region runs from base 1 to 1506 and encodes 501 amino acids. Gene Ontology annotation, cellular component: transcription factor TFIIH core complex; transcription factor TFIIH holo complex.
AUGGAUGAUUCAGAUGAGGAAUACAUGGGCUCUAAAUCGCCAUCCUCCAAGCUUUCCUCGACUGCUCCUGAAACAAGUUCUUCGCCUGGGGCAAAGAGCGGUGUUUCAGCAAGAACUCGAUCUUCGCGUCGUGGUGAAGUAAGUGACUUGAAAGGGGCCAAUGGGUAUGCUUGGGAAGAUGAAUACCAACGAUCCUGGGAUAUUGUGAAAGAUGACGAACAGGGAGGCAAUUCAUUUGAAGCAAUGGUACAAUCGAUUAUUGAAAAUAGAAAGAAGAAGAUAAUGAAAAACCCCAGUACUCCAUUUCAGAGAGGAAUUAUUCGGACAUUAAUUAUUAUUAUAGACGGAUCACUGGCCAUGAGUGAAAAGGAUUUACGACCUUCAAGGCUAUCCAUGACAUUGAAUUAUUUGCAAGAGUUUGUUGUUGAGUUUUUUGACCAGAACCCUAUAUCGCGAUUGGGGAUAAUAUUGAUGAGAAAUGGGGUGGCCAAUUUGGUCAGUGAGGUCAGUGGUCUGCCACAAUAUCAUGUUGAUAAAAUAAGAAACUUGAAAGCCAGACAACAUAAUAGGUUUGAACCAAAGGGCGACCCUUCUCUACAGAAUUCUUUGGAAAUGGCCAGAUCUUUAUUGAAGUUUAAUUUUGGUUCUACAUCCAAUAAUUCAAAAAAUUCAAAAGAGAUAUUGGUGAUAUUUGGAGCAUUAUUUACAAGUGAUCCUGGCGAUAUUCACAAAACGAUAGACAGUUUAGUUAAGGAUGAAAUAAAGACGAGCGUUAUAGGGUUAUCUGCGCAAGUGGCUAUUUGCCAAGAGUUAGUAAACCGGACUAAUAAAGAGCCACGUAAUUCUCAAUCAAAACACUAUGGUGUUAUAAUGAAUGAAUCUCAUUUCAAAGAAUUAUUGAUGGAAUCCGUGACUCCGUUGCCAUUGACCGAGAGUGAAAAACAAAUCCAAGAAUCAGAGCAAAACGGUGUUCCAGUAUUACGAAUGGGGUUUCCAACCAAAGUGCAACCAACCUUGACAUCUGCUAUUGGUGGUUCUGACUACAUAAUUGAGUUCCCACAUCUAAAUGCUUCCUUCCCUACUCAGGGUUCUGAAGAUUCCAAGGACGUUGUGGAAAUUCAAACAAAUAAGCCAGCAGCAGCAUCUUCCCUAAUUGGGUAUCAAUGCCCUCAAUGCAAAUGCAAAGUUUGCAAUUUGCCUACGAUAUGCCCCGUGUGUGGACUAAUGCUAAUAUUAUCGACUCAUUUGGCAAGAUCAUACCAUCAUUUAGUCCCUCUUGCUCCCUAUAAAGAGGUGAAAGUGAGUCCAAUCUACGACAGCACGUACUGCUUUGGGUGCCAAUUGAAAUUCCCUGAAGGUGUUAAGCUAGGAACACUCAAGAAAAGUUUAGAGUCCAUGACCAGUUCACGCUAUCGGUGUUUGAAAUGUUCACAGGACUUUUGUAUAAACUGUGAUGUAUUUGUCCAUGAAGUUCUUCACAACUGUCCAGGUUGUGAAAAUAAUUAG